GAUUUUGAGUAUGCAUAUACGUAUUCAAAUCUAACACCAUUAGGAUGUGUUAUUAGAGCAAGUAAGCUAUUCGUUUUACCACAGUAUACAAUGAGGCCAACACCAAGCAGUACAGGAUAUACUCCUUUUCCUGAUUCUAAGAACAAGGAGAAAAAGGAAAAAAUUUCAAAUUGGAAUCAAUACUCUCAGAAGUAUUCGACAAUGCCUGAAAAACAAGUAUAUAAAAGAUUUUGAGUGUUUUAAAAUGGGACAGUCACAGAGUCAUGUAGUGUAUGUUCUAAAUUGUAAGAGAAAAAAGACAAGUUGGAAACAUUAUAUUCCGAAAUUUGGAUUAUCAUCUAGAAAACAACAUCAAAGUAUUCAAGAGUUCGCAUUGGUUGAUUCCAACCGAGACAAGCUUGGACUGGUUCAGAGUAUGCGGCACAGUGCACGCACAGCUCUGCUGCACCACACAUCCCCAACCACACAGCGGAGGCUCUUCCGCUAGGUGGCCUCGCGCAACCUGCAAGCAAAGUAGCUUCGCGGAGGGUACAUGCAGGGAUGGCAACCGGAAGUGCAGAAAGUUGCACCGAAUGGCUAACUUCAGACCACGGCGCGUAAAAAAUAAAUUUCUAUAGUCCGUAGCGCGAGAGUCGCUCUUCUGCAGUGCGUUCUGCUAGGCGCAUGUAAACAGCUGUGCAUAAAUCCUCGCAGUGUACGCGUACGUGUUGCUCAAACCCCUUCUCAUAUUGCUAAUAGUUGUAAUAGUGUAGUGUUGUAAAAUGUGCGAACAAAAGCAGGGAUUCCAGCAGUUGUGGGUGUACGGGAGAUGCUGCUGUUUUGUGAAUUGAUAAGUUGUAAAAUGUGAGCUGCAGCAGUCGAGCUCAUUGCUUCAGAUGUUCUGGACCAUCGCUGUACUUAUUCUCUUGUACAGAAGCUAUUGCACACUUGAACAAAACUGGCGAGUGAACAGUCUGCCUUUCACACAGAGCUCCAAAAUCAAGAUGUUAGGUUAGGUUGCAUUUAAUAUUUGCAACGGUUGAGGUGAUGACUGAGAAGAGUUUAUCGAUUAUGUUGUGACUGCCAAAGUUUCAUUAGGCACUGGUGCAACCUGAUGCCAUCCCUGGUGUCACAGAGACUUCAUGCGAGACCAGAAUCCAGAAAAAAACAAUGUCGGAUUAGUCAUUCAUCAGUCAAGCUCAUGUAUGCACCUACCCUAUCUGACUCUGUUGAAAAAAUUCUGGUCUGGAAAUCCAAUUAUUAUACGCAUAAAAUGGUUCACCACUGCCUUGAAUCGCUCAUUAAUGAGAUGGGGCAUGAGUUGUUCAAAAUUCUGGUCACUGUGGUACAAUGCAGGAAUGGUCUCAACAAUUCUACUGUUUCCAAUAUCGAUAGUAGUCAUUUUAAAAGUGACACUUAACAUUUGGCUGUACAAUUCAGCAUCGCCAAAUGAAAAGAAAGAACAAGUAUUGGAACUUAUGGUUCCAGGAGUUGACAUUCCUUACAAUGAGAUGGGAUACUACGUGCUCUCAUUAAUAUUAUGCAGUGCUGUGCAUGAGAUGGGACGUGCUAUUGGAGCAGUUAGAGAAGAUGUACGCUGAUUUUUCUUGACAAAUGCUGGUGUCUUCAUCAAAGAUAUCUCACUGGACCUUCUGGACUUUUAACAGGAGAUGUAGUACACAGAAUUCAUUACUGUUACGUAAAGAAUUCAACAAAUUGGAGAACGUAUAUUCUGCAAGCAACUCAGGCUACUGUGUAACGGAUAAGAUAGUGCAGGAAUUAGAUAAAUCUUUUCUGGCUCCUGACAAAAACAAUGGAGUCCAUAACUGCUGUGAUCAGCACAAUGUAGAAAAGGGAUAUUUAUGUUUUGAGCAUUUAGAAGGGUUUGACAUUCAGACUCUCAAAGCUGCCAUGCACUUUUGCCUUCCUACUCGAGCAAUUAUACAAAGCUUCCAUAAUUUGUGUCAAAACAAUGACUUGUAUGUUAAGACCUGUGUUGGACAACAAAGAUUGUACAAAUUUUCCAGAGGCCUUCAUUUUACUCUGCAAGUAUAUUGCAGUUUUUUCAUCAGGUUUGGCAAUCAUUAAUGUAGUGCCUUACUUUUACUUUGAUGGCCAGCAUAUUGAUUAUUACUGCACUAUUGACAGAGACUCCCUUAAGAAGCAAGAUACAGCAACAGAGUGCACGCUCAAUGAUUACUUUGGCCAUAACAAUCACAUUUACAUUGCUCCUUGGGUUUAAUUUGAUAAAUAUGUACCUGCAUAAAAUGUAGACUAUGUGACUUAUUAUACAGUUAUUGUGAUGUAUAAGUUAGGGCAACUAUAUAAAAAUGUACAGAUAUUUAUUAUACACUGCUGAUGAAUUUAUAAAUAUAAAAACAGGAAAAUAAAUAUAAGAGGAUAUACAUACACAUAACAA
This is a messenger RNA of Nasonia vitripennis (jewel wasp), 2398 nucleotides long. RefSeq lists its product as uncharacterized. The coding region runs from base 1594 to 2067 and encodes 157 amino acids. The record is from RefSeq and is a predicted model, not a curated record. The transcript is spliced from 6 exons. NCBI's taxonomy places the organism in Eukaryota, Metazoa, Arthropoda, Insecta, Hymenoptera, Pteromalidae.